Aspergillus clavatus NRRL 1 is the source of this 2859-nucleotide messenger RNA. Its product is annotated as F-box domain protein. The transcript is spliced from 2 exons. Lineage: Eukaryota; Fungi; Ascomycota; Eurotiomycetes; Eurotiales; Aspergillaceae. Gene Ontology annotation, molecular function: protein binding. The record is from RefSeq and is a predicted model, not a curated record. Bases 1 to 2859 code for a protein of 952 amino acids.
AUGGAGCAAGAUGUUCGCACACCCAGCGUCGAGAGGCUCGGGGGCUCCUUUCUCAGUUCGGAUUCCAUACAAGAAGAGCAUUCAGUGUGCAUGGAAUCCCAGAAGGAAAUUCAGAAGCAGAACCUGCCAUCUUUCAGUCGCUUACCUCGCAGUGUAAUCGAAAAUAUUUUAUAUCUGGUUGAUGCCAACAGCUUUGCAUCCCUGGCCCUCCUCAAUCGGAAAUGGAGGCGUAUAUCGGAAUCAACCGCAUUUUAUGCGUACCAUCUAUCCCGGUGUCCAUCUUUCACCGCGGUGCGGGAAUCUAUCACUAGUGAAACUAAUCCUGAGAAUCUUGCGUCUCUAAAACGCCGAUUCUUGUCGGAAGCGAGACGAAGUACAUUCGAGGUGUUCCUCAAGCCCCGCAGGAAGCUGAUCAAACUAAUCUCGUCGUCCAUGAGCUCCUCGACGGCAUUCCCGCAAGGUGAAGCUUUUCGGUUCGCAUUCUCACCUAAUGCGCAAAUGGUCCUCUGUAUCAGCUCGUCGCGAAUCCUUGUUCUGGAUGUGACGACAGAUUGCCCGUCAGUGAAGCACGAGCUCAAGAUUUGGAGACGCCCGCUUAAUGCGACCAUCCUAGAUGAUGGGUCGCUCCUUGCGGUUGUCUCUUCCGAUCAUCAGGUCAAUAUAUAUAGCCUGACAAGCGAAGAAGCACAUCUCAUCCAAGAUCUCAAGCUGAACGAAGUCCCACGGGCUCUGGCGCUAUCCCCUAACGGAGGCGUCUUGGCAAUUGCAUACAAUGACAAAAUCGAAAUGUAUGCUGUUGGAGAAGGGGCUCUCGCCACUGAGCGAAGGGCUGUUCGAUGCGACGGAGUUGACGCCAUCUCGUUCUCGUCGGACGGCGUUAUGCUGAUUGGCUCUUCUGCAAACUGCGACAGUAGCAAUCUGGUCACUAUCUCAGUACCUUUCUACACCGAUCCGGAAACUGAAGCAUCGCCAAGAGAGGUCCAGGUUCGUAUGUGGACUACUCAGAUUCUAUUUCCAGAUCUUUUCCCUGGGUACAGCCACGCGUGUCUACUCCCGCUACAUACGGAGGGUGAAGGCAGUUGGGUUCUGGGAUUCGAUCGGCGCAUACGAGCGUUCAGAGCGUUUGGGGUCACCAAUGCGAAUUCUGGGACAACGUACUUUGUCGGACCUAUCUCCGAGAGCACUCUUCAUGAGUCUUUACCAAUGAUGGUCCCCUCUGCGGACUGUCAGGGGGAAUUGGUUGCGUUGGGAUUUCAAGGUUCCGGUCUCUGGGUGUAUGGGGUCCCACAUCGUCUCGAUAUUGCGAGUGCGAUUGAACAUACGCAAGAUCUACCUGAUGUUGCUCAAGAUCGCCGGACUAGGAACCUAGGCACCUUGCCGCAUGACAACUCCCUUCGGCUCGAGUGGGCGGUCGAAAAGCCCAGAACCCUAGUCAGUGGGCAUAAAAUCAGCGAUAUGUCUGGCCUGAGCGCUGCCCGCUGGGUCCGGGAUUCGCCUUCUAAGUUAGGGCGACGUCGGCUGGUGGCUGUGGCCCCUGGCGGUAUUAGCCCUCCCACCAUUGGUGAUGAGGAUGUUCCUGUUGAUGGCGGAAGAGUACUCCUCUUGGAUUUUGAGCGUUCUCCGACCGAUGGGCAGGUCACAGAAAUCAAUAUUGAGAUUGGAGAAGCGGAGCCCAAAUUGCUUCACGAGCCGAAUUCGAGUCUGGACUCAGAAGUCGAGUUAGAACGACGAAGAACUCUUCUACACCACAGAGCCGCUGCUUCCCAGAUGAGAGCCGCGCCUCGAGACGUCCACCCCGCUGCACGCCUUGAUAAUCACCAAACACCAUCAUUCGACUCCCGCAGGCAUACCUCUUUCUUUUCCGGCUCUUCAAAUGACAUUGCCGAUAAUGGGAUACCGCCACUGCCCGAUACCCCCUACGACAAUACCCAGCCUCGGUCCCAGGAUACACUUCGUCGUGCGGCCACCGCCGCAUCUUCGAGUCGCGGGCGCUAUAACCCCCUCUAUCGUGACCGGUGGAGUCGUAUCCAGAACGAGCGGCAAACUCCUCAGGUGCCUCAGUUAUUCCAGGUUCCGCAUGAGAGCGAUGCCGACAACUGGGUCCCUCCACCCCCUCCUUACUCCCGUGAGCCUGAUGCACCUCUCCCAGAGUACCUCAGACGGACUCUUCUUCCGAGAAGAACGGAGGCUGCUGUCAGAGCCGGUGCAACAGUCCUCCCAGUUCGCAGAUCCCAAACCACUCGUUGGGAUAAUGCGUCUCAGGAAGGCUUAUCACGAUCUCCUCAACGGAUGAACUCCGUCGCUGGCUCUCUUUGGGAUUCACAGGAAGAAUAUGAUCAAGACGGCAUUUUACGAGGAAGAGAUCAUACUGCUCGCCACCUACACGACUCACGGGUGCGGCAUUUCGACCCCCAGAGAAUCGACAGCGGGCCAGCCCAGCAAUUCCUUUCGGUCAACCCUCCUAUGACCACCUUACAAAUGAACGAGCAGUCUUUCAUGGACAAUCAAUGGCACGCUGGCGGGUAUGCCGCCCAACCAACACCGCUGGGAACAAGCCAUUACCCGCUUUCUAUCUCCUCGCCCAAUCUACAAGUUCCAGUUCCUGAGAACAGUGCUGCACCCGUCGUGCAACCCAACAGUCGCCUAAACAGCAUCCACCGGUCAACAACUCGACGCUCACAAUCCCACGACUUCCGGUUGCCACCCACAGGGAUACCACAUCUCAAUCGCCGCGUGUCCACCGAUCCCACGCUCUCCAUGACCUCAGCGAACGAGCUAUGGCGGAGGCGGAUCGAGGAAUGGAACGAACAGACCAUCUACGAGCGGAACAAAAGGCGAACAAGAUGUAUCGUGAUGUAG